Coniophora puteana RWD-64-598 SS2 is the source of this 967-nucleotide messenger RNA. RefSeq lists its product as uncharacterized. The record is from RefSeq and is a predicted model, not a curated record. Bases 60 to 692 code for a protein of 210 amino acids. Lineage: Eukaryota; Fungi; Basidiomycota; Agaricomycetes; Boletales; Coniophoraceae. The transcript is spliced from 4 exons.
GUCCUUCUGUCCUUGAACCUGCCCCCUCUUCUCUCCUUACCCGCCCCAUAACGACCACCAUGUUCAACAAGCUCGCUGCUCUUGCCCUCAUUGCCCCUCUGGCGUCGGCUCUGACGCUCAACACCCCCACCACUAGUGUCACGAACGGUGCCCAGGUCACCAUCACCUGGACCGCCACUACCGAGGACCCCUCGACCUUUUCGCUCGAGCUCGUCAACACCGUAUUCCACAACGCUUACGCUCUUGUGAGCACUGUCCAGACCGCCUCCGGCUCGGCCACCUUCGAGCUGCCCACUGUCCCCGUCGGCAGUGGCUACUCCUUUGAGGCCAUCAAGAUUGGCGACAUCAACACCGUCUACAGUAACACGCCCCAGUUCGACAUUGGCCAGGCCACCGCCUCCCCCUCGAGCACGGCCUCCGUCUCGAGCCAGACCCUUCCUUCGAGCUACAACCCUACGAGCACCGGCUCUCAGCUCCCGCGAGCAGCAGUGCCAGCAGCGCUACGAGCUCCUCGCCAAGCAGCACCCCCUCGAGCUUCAACAGUGGCGGUGCCGUCGGUUCCUUCAGCCUGCACGCUGCCCCCAUCGCCGCGUUCCUCGUCUCGGCCGUUGCUGGUGCCGCCUUCAUCUUCUAAGCGGCUUGCUUCUAGGAGCAUCAGCCAUCGGACGGAUAUAUGGGGCAGCUUCUUAUAACCCCUCGCCCCACACGCAGGUUUCGGGCGUGAAAAACUAGAACUAGGACACGGUUUCACUCAGUUUCGGUUCGGUUUGACGCGUUCGCUUUUAUAUUUUCCCAUCACUUUUUCUCAUUUACGCAUUGGACGAUCAUAGCUAUAUAGCGAUAAUAGCUCCCCAUCUCUUCUCAGACACUUUGUUUGGACUUUUGGACAGACUUUCGGUCGUUGAUGGCGGGGUGUUGGAGUUUACUUGGAUACUUUAGUUGUUGUGGGUGACGAUUUCGGAGGAGC